AUGCAAAAUUAUGAAGCUUUCGCUGAGCAUGUGCAAGCACUGAAAGACUCGUGUCUUCCCCCAACGACAACAUACAGGACCGUAUCGAGUGUGAACGGUCCUCUGGUCAUAAUGGACAAUGUGAAGGCCCCAAAAUACGCAGAAAUAGUCCAGCUAACUCUUCCUGAUGGAAGCAAGCGCACAGGAAAGGUUUUGGAAGUGUGCGGCAAGAAAGCAGUCAUUCAGGUCUUUGAAGGAACUGCAGGAAUAGACACCAAACACACCUGCGCCGAGUUUACAGGUGAAACAAUGAAAAUGGCGGUUUCAGAAGAUCUGCUAGGGCGCACGUUCAACAGCACAGGCAUUCCCAUAGACGGAGGGCCAAAGAUAGUUGCAGAAGACUAUCUGGACAUAGAAGGCCAGCCAAUAAACCCGUACGCAAGAAUAUACCCAGAGGAAAUGGUGCAGACAGGAAUAUCUGCAAUUGACGUAAUGAACUCAGUAGCGAGAGGACAGAAGAUACCGAUCUUCAGCGGUGCAGGACUGCCGCACAAUGAAGUAGCUGCGCAGAUAUGCAGACAGGCAGGAUUAGUCAACAACAAAAGCACGGUGGAUAGAAGUAACGACAAUUUCUCGAUUGUUUUUGCUGCAAUGGGAGUGAAUGCAGAGACAGCACAAUUUUUCAGGAACGAGUUUGAGCAAAGCGGAGUGCUUGAUCGAACUGUGCUCUAUCUCAAUUUGGCAAAUGAUCCCACCAUAGAAAGAAUCAUCACUCCGCGCUUUGCCCUCACUGCAGCUGAGUAUCUGGCAUACACAACGGGAAAACACGUUCUUAUGAUCAUGACAGAUAUGAGCUCGUACGCAGAUGCCCUGAGAGAGGUGAGCGCAGCAAGAGAGGAGGUGCCUGGAAGAAGAGGAUAUCCUGGGUACAUGUACACCGAUCUGUCUACGAUAUACGAGAGAGCAGGGCGCAUCGCAGGCGUGGAUGGAUCGAUCACGCAAAUACCAAUUCUUACGAUGCCAAACGAUGACAUCACGCACCCCAUCCCUGAUCUCACGGGAUACAUCACUGAGGGACAGAUAUACAUCGACAGAACACUGCACAACAGACAGAUAUACCCUCCCAUCAAUGUUCUUCCUUCUUUGUCGAGACUGAUGAAAUCAGCAAUUGGAGAGAACAUGACACGAGAUGAUCACUCAGACGUAUCGAGCCAGCUGUACUCGAAGUACGCAGUGGGGAAGGAGGCGCUCUCCAUGAAGUCUGUGGUGGGCGAAGAGUCUCUCUCAAUGGAAGACAAGCUGGUCAUUGAGUUUGUUGAAAACUUUGAAAAAGAGUUUAUCAGCCAGAGAAAAGACGAAAACAGAACGAUAACAGAGUCGCUGGAUCUGGCGUGGAGGCUGCUCAGGAUCUUCCCCAAGGAGCUGCUGAACAGAAUCCCAGACAGCAUUCUAAACAAAUACUACACAAUCAAGACAACAACAGAAGAAAGCAAGGAAUAG
This is a messenger RNA of Nematocida minor, 1479 nucleotides long. RefSeq names its product V-type H+-transporting ATPase subunit B. The transcript has a single exon. Gene Ontology annotation, cellular component: proton-transporting V-type ATPase, V1 domain. Gene Ontology annotation, biological process: proton transmembrane transport; ATP metabolic process. The record is from RefSeq and is a predicted model, not a curated record. Gene Ontology annotation, molecular function: ATP binding; proton-transporting ATPase activity, rotational mechanism. The coding region runs from base 1 to 1479 and encodes 492 amino acids. Lineage: Eukaryota; Fungi; Microsporidia.